AAACCCGGAAAGAUCAGCCUUUACAGCUUGUGCCCCGAGUGAAAAGCGAAUAUUUAAGAUUUAAAUCUCAGAAAAGAUAAAAAUCAGUUUAUUUUUGCAAUUAGAUCUCAGUCCACCUGGGGGCGAUAAAGCCCGCCUUUUAAUCGGCAAACACCAAUUUCACCGAUUAUUACUGGAGCGUGUCACCUUACAAUAAUUUAUGUUAUAAACAAAAAACACGUUUUGAGAAGUCUAGGGUGAAACCUGGUAAAAAGAGAGCGAGGUUAGUCCAGCCUGAUUAAUCACAGGAACCGUGUAAGGCCGGGUGGGGGUGGGGGCUCCGGUAAAUUGUCUCAAGCACAAAGAAAGGUAAACAGGCAGCGAAUCAGCUCCGCGUUUCAACGCAGAAAUCCCGCUAACGUGGAUAAAGAUGCACUUAAACAUCGCCUAAAAGCAACAGAAGCACGUUUUACGAUGCAAGAGCUACCUCAAAAUAAAUUUAAGGAAUCUUCACCACCCCUCCACCAAAUUUUUUACCCAGAGGCCGUCCCCGUUGACUUUCUCCGCCCCUUUUAGUACACUUUAUUUGCAUAGCAUUUUUUGGGGGGAAAAAAAGACAAAAGUCACGGAAAAGUGGACAACAGAUUAUAGGAGAGACCAAAACAAAAUCAAUGGGUACCGAGGAAAGCGGCUGUAGCUAGGGAAAUAACCAUGCUCUUGGUUUCGGUGAUUGUGUCCGGUGCGACUCGUCGUUUUCGAAAAGUUAAGUCCCAGCGCGAAAAAGUUGGAGAGGAAAUUUUCUUUUUUUGGCAAAACUUUCUCUUGCAGUGCAUGGAUGUGAUCAAGAAUCGACCAAAGUGUCGGAAAGGUCAACGCUUGUUCCUUGCUCGCUUGGAUUGUUCAUUUAUGCGUUAGUUGAGUGAGUAUUUAUUAACUUUGGGGGGAGUUUGGGAGACAAGGGUAGAAGAAAAAGGUCAACGAUGUAUUGGGUGGGUUACAAAAGGCGACCUCUGGAACAGUGGAUGUGAAAGAGAGAGAGAGAGAACAUAAUAAAAAAAAACGAUGGCGGAAAAAGAUCAAGAGAGAAGAGUGAGCGUUUAUAGAAGUAUUUCAUUUAAGUAUCUGAGCGAGUGGAGACCCAGGAGUCCGGCUGAUGAGAGUCAGAAGGAGUCGAAACUUUUAACCAAUGCUACCCAGCCCCCAAUACUCCAAGCUGCUGCAGCCGGCAGCAGUCAGCAAAACCUGGUCAGGUCUACUGGCAAAAUCCGCUCGGUUUGCAAGCUGGUUUCUGCCAAGGUCUCCAGCCCGGAGGUGAAGAGAAGCCACCAGAUCUCUCCGUCCAUCCGCCAGCUCUCGGAGUUGUUCGACCCGGUGGAGAACAGCCCAGCUCUCGGGGUCCCCAGAGCCCGGCUCCACAGCAAGACUGCCGAGGGCGAGCUGGUGGCCCCGGGCAAAACUCAUCGAGAGGAGGAAGCGGGGCUCGAACCGGCGCCAGUGGCGGGCUGCGGGGAAGGAGAUGGGACGCCCGGCGUGAAGGUACAGGAGGAGCCCCCGCAGGUCCGAUCUACCCAGGCAAAUUCUGGCCAGGUUACCAACUGGCCCAGUGUGGCCGAGAUGCUCAAACUCUUUGGAGAGAGGAGAUCCCCACGACCCAGUUCGGACGCCCCUGACCUCAGUAGCUCUUGCCCCUGGGAGGUAGCACUAGACCAAAGCGAAGCGGCCGGUCAUGAGGCUCCCUGUCCCGGGGCAGAAGGUGCCCAGGCAAGUUCUCCCGCCUGCUGGAGUGAGACCACCAGCCCGCAACCCCCGCCGCCGCCGCCGCCGCCACCCCCUCGUAGUUCCUUUCCACUGGCUCUGAGGUUGCCUUGGUGUUCCACUGGUGCGCAUAAACAAGGGGCAAGACAGCAAUCAGAUAGCGCGCAUUCCUGGCAUAACUGCUCCAAACCACAGGCCGUCCCUACCGCUGCUGCUCCUGGCUCAGAGGCGAGCUCCAGCGACGAGAAGGAACACAGCAGAGAGCCGGCGCAGUACACCAGCCCCCACGCCAGCUGCAAGGUCGGAAAGCUCUCCAGAUCCCAGGACAGGUCUUCAGGGAGCGACGAGGAUCAGCCCGUGGUCCACAGGGACGUCAAGAGAAGGUCACUGAGGAAGAAGAAAGCCAGCGUGCAGGUGGGCAGUAAAGAUGAAUCCGACAGUGAUAGCCCCCUCGGUGUUUCUCUGUCGAGGCGUGAAGGAGGUCAGGUGGAGCAUUUCGCCUGUAAAGGCGAUGAAGCUUUGCAGCCACAACCAGCAGUAGAACCGGGCUCCGCACCGUGUGGCUUGGCAGCCCUUCCACGUGAGAGGAAGCAUUGUAUCUCAGCAGCUUGCCAGACAAGCAAAGUUGAACAGAACCAUAAAAGGUCUGUUGGACCGCUUGGAGAUAGUGGAACGCCCACCACUGUAAAUCAGCCUCACAGCACUUCAGGGUCACCCAUACCAAUGGUCUCCAGAGUUGCAAAAGUCAACAUCCAGUCAUUCCUUCCGAGCCCAAGCAGCUCCAGAGGCAGCAGCAGGUACUCCAGCACUGAAACUUUAAAGGAGGAAGACCACUAUUCUGGAUUAAGCAGGAGCUUUCAAGGGAGUUUGAACAUGCACCGGUCACCAUUCUUUGGUCACAGUGAUGAGACAGCAAAGCAUUUAAAACCAUCAGUGCGCUCCCGACCUAAGCUGCCUUUUGGGAUUGUCAAGGUAAUGAAUGAGAGUUCAACAGGGAGUGUGAGUCCGCAGUAUGAAUGUAGCACUGAUAAAUCUAAGCACAGAAAGUCUAUGUCAAAUCCUGACAUAGCAUCAGAAACACUGACUUUGUUUAGUUUUCUUAAAUCGGACUUUUCAGGGCUCAGGAUGAGGAGGAAGGAAAAGGAGGAAUAUCCCAGGGAUGGGGUUAAUCCCAGCCGCACUGGAGGCACUCAGUGCCAAAACACAAACCAGCUGCAUGAGCUUGCCUCAGUGGGAAGAGGCAGGGGCUCGCUCCAUUCUCUGAACCAGCAGCCUGGGAGUGCACGUCCCACUCUCAAAGACCUCACUGCAACUCUACGCCGUGCCAAAUCUUUCACGUAUUCUGACAAGCCGGCUCCCCGCAGAUUGAUUGCUCACAGCGUAAUGAAGCCCAGUAAUUCAGAAGUCAUGCUUGCCAACAUAGGGUGCUGUGAUUCUGCUUCAGAGGGUGAGGGCCAAGACACUGUCACUCAGAGAAGUGAGGAAGUGCUCCCCGUCGACGUGCAGGUUCAGUACAUCCAGGAAGCUGGGCAGCUCUUCGAGAAGAUCAACAUGAUGUGGUCCCAGAAGGAAUCUCCCCACGAACUUGACCAGAAGGGCGCGGAAUGCCCUGAGCAUGAGGAGCAAGCCGGGCUGUUUCCAAAAGACGCUGAAGUUCCACUCGCUACGGCGGACAGGGAGCUCGAGAACGCGAGGCGAGGCGGGUCUGAGGAGAACCUGUCCGGUGGGAAGUCGGCCGAUGACUUGUCGGGUCCCGAGUCCAGUAUGACGGACGAGGGGAUUGUCACCGAGCCUGAAAAUGGAUCCAGCAGCACUUUGUACAAGGACAUUUCUAGUCAUGUGUUGGAACGAAAGCCAGCCAGUGGCCCGAGCAUGGAGGAUCACGAGGAGUUGCUGGCCAGCAAAGGAUGUGUUCCUGCAAUGGCCGCAGUGAGGACUGGCUAUGAGAGUGUUGCAAUAGGAGGAGAUGUGGUGUACAAUAAAACUGCUACCCCGGUUACACUGGAUCCUCCGUCAACUCCCAGUUCCAUUCGACGCAGGAGGAAAUUUCCUCCCGGUGGUAGCAAUGGAUCUGAUUCCAGCAAUGGGAGCAAUGGAGACUCCAGCGGUGACACUUACAGAUCCUUCAGUGACCCUAUGCCACAUAGAAAGUGUCCAGAAGAAAGUGAACAUUUCUCAGUGGACAGCAACUUGCUCGGCUCAUUGAACUCUGUGAAAGGUAGCAUCCUGGAAUGCUCGACCACUGCCUUAUCGGAGUGCACUGGCAGUGCAGCCAGUGACCUGUCGGUGUGCAGUGACGGACUGAAGGACUACAACACCGUGAUCCAGCGUAUAGUCAGGGAGCCAGGAACCAUGGACAAUCUGAUUGACGAGAAAGGUAACGGGAAGCUGGUGAAGAAGAAGUCCCUGAGCGACCCAAGUCGGAGAGGAGAGUUGACUACACCAGGCUUCAAGGGUCCAAGCGAGCCGAUAACGGAGAUGGAACAGGCAAUUCCAGCGUCCAGCAGUGAGCCGAUCCUUUCUGAGCAGCGAGACGAGGUAGGGGACCUGGAAGAGUUUUCCAAACAGGUCAGGAAGUCCCGUUCGCAGUCUGAGCGCACGCUGCCCUUGCAGGUCAUUGAAGAACAGGAUAAAGCUAACUUGCAGAACUUCAGUCUGCACCCAAAGUUAGCUGAAGUUCUUUCUCCAAGGUCGAUGAGGCGGAGCUCUAAGAAGCGUAACAACAGGGUCACACAACAGGAGGGUAGAAAGUAUGAAAUACGUGGUGAGAUGGACCAAUCUCCACCAGCCAAGACAAGGCCAUCGUCCAAGCACGUGAGGCACACCAGCGAACCAGCCAAUUUUGUUCCUAUAGCUUCCAAAGUCAUUGCCCCAGAAACACAUUUGUCUUGUAGUCAGCCAGUUCACGUUGCUACGCCAGAACCCACGAGACAAUCUAGGAAGCAGUUUCCCCUCGCACAGACUCCGUCCUUGGAAGAUGUCACCAAACAGUACGUUUCGAAGGGGGAACCACCCAUCAUAUCUCCUGUGGAUUUGCCUCUCUUGGCCCCUGGUACGCCAACCAGCUCUGAAAACCGAGUGCCUUCUCUAUCAAAACCAAAUGAAGAACUGACAGCAAACAUCAACAAAGCCAAGCCUCAAGUGGAUAUGAGAAAGCAUGUAAUGAUGACCCUGCUGGAUGCGGAACAGUCUUACGUGGAGUCUCUCCGAACACUCAUACAGGGAUACAUGAGACCUCUGAAGCAGCCAGAGAAUUCAUCUAUCUGUGACCUGGCACUUGUGGAUGAUAUGUUUUUCCAAAUUCCGGAAAUCUUAGAGCAUCACGAGAAGUUCCUGGAACAGGCUCACCAGUGUGUCCAGAACUGGCAUGAGAAGCAGAAAGUGGGUGACCUGAUGAUUGAAACAUUCUCUAAGGAUGUACUGGCCAACUCGUACUCCGCAUACAUCGAUAACUUCCUCAAUGCCAAAGAAGCUGUGCGAUUGGCCAAGGAUGCAAAGCCCGCAUUCAUUAAGUUUUUGGAGCAAAGCAUGAGGGAGAACAAGGAAAAGCAAGCACUGUCUGAUUUGAUGAUCAAGCCAGUACAGAGAAUACCUCGCUAUGAACUUCUGAUAAAGGACCUUCUGAAGCACACUCCUGAUGAUCACCCGGACCACCCCUGCCUACUUGCAGCACAGCGGUACAUUAAGUUGCUGGCUGAAAGGAUAAACAAGGGAAAGAAGAAUGCAGAGGAGGCUGAGAAAGAGGCUCGCAUCCUGCAAGAGAUAGAAUCCCAUAUAGAAGGCAUGGUGGACGUACGUAUCCAUGAAGAGCUUCUGGUUCCUCAUAGAAAAUUCUUAAGACAGGAGAUGGUGAUUGAAGUGAAAACAGUAAGCAGCAAGAAGGAACGCUCGCUCUUUCUGUUCACUGACCUUCUGAUCUGCACGACCUUGAAACGUAAGACCGGCUCUCUACGGCGGAGUUCCAUGAGUCUAUACACAGCUGGGAGUGUGAUUGACACUGCAAGCAAGUACAAGUUCCUCUGGAAACUGCCGCUGGAGGACUUGGAUAUUGUAAAAGGCUCUUCCCAAGCUACCAACCGAGAAAGCAUCCAGAAAACUCUAAAUCGACUGGAGGAAGAUUUCAGUAUCUUGAGUCAGAUUAGCACGUUGGCAGAAACGCUCAGUAUUUCACAUCAGAGUCUGGAUGAUGUCAUUAAGGACCUGAUGGCCUCUGUGAACCGUGAGCUCUCGGAGAAGCAGUCACUCGCAGUCAGCACCAUGUUCCCCCUCACUAAACUUGAACUAACGGCCACAACAGCAGAAGGCACUGAGACGUUCAUUUUCGAGUUCAGCAGUAUCGAGGCACGAGCCGGGUUUGAACAGGCAUUCGAGGAGACCAAGAAGAAAUUAGCUUUGAACAAAGAUCACUGGGAUCCUGAAUUCCUGAAGGCCAUUCCCAUCAUGAAGACACGGAGUGGAAUGCAGUUCUCCUGUGCAUCUCCUAGCCAUGGUGGGCCAGACAAUGGCCAUGAAGUUUGGGUCUGCAAUAGCGAUGGGUAUGUUGGGCAGGUCUGCCUGCUCAGCAUCAAACCAGUGCCCACAGUGGAAGCCUGCAUCGCAGUCUGUUCAGCAAGGAUCAUCUGCAUCGCCUCAGUGCCAGGCCUUAGUGGCACCUCCAGAGACAGGUCAGAAUUGCUUCUGAGCCCUUCCUGUUUACACCCACACCGAACCACAGCAGUGCCCAUGGAAGAGAACACUUCCCAGCAGCCUCUCCUAAUCUCCAUCUCAAACUCUGCUCAGUUAUUGGGGGAGUUGACGGAGAGCGGGAACAGAAGCCUGAACCCAUUCGACAGCGACGACACUGAAGAUGACGAGUCCUCCCCAAGCCCUUCAGGCACACUGAGGAGUCAGGCCAGCAGAUCCACCAUCUCCUCUAGCACAGGAAAUGAGGAGAUGUCGAGCUCAAAGGACUUUGCGACAGAAGCAACGAGUUCAGAAGAGGAGGCGGAAUCUGAUUUUGUUUCCAACCCCAGCACGCUCUGUCAGACCAGGAACAGUGACAGUCCCAUGGAUGGGCGUGCCAUGAGACGUUCCAGCCGAGGCUCUUUCACCAGAGCAAGUCUGGAGGAACUGCUGAGUAUUGAUCCUGAAGCUAACCAAAGCUCAAUGUGGCUAGGAACAGAAGACGGUUGCAUUCAUGUGUAUCAGUCAUCUGAUAACAUCCGUAACCGGAAGAACAGCAUGAAGAUGCAGCAUUCAGCAUCAGUCAUGUGCAUCCUAUACCUCGACAACAAGGUUUUUGUCUCACUGGCAAAUGGCGAGCUGAUAGUCUAUCAAAGAGAUGCAGGAAGUUUUUGGGAUCCACAGAACUCACACACGUUGUGCUUGGGAUCGCCGGGGAAUCCCGUCACCAAAAUGGUGCAGGUAGCAGGGAAACUGUGGUGCGGCUGCCAGAACCGGAUUCUCGUCAUCAACACCACCACGCUUUGCCAGGAGCACAUGAUUCAGAUCGGCCAGGACAGCAACCGGUGUGUGACGAGUAUGGUGAGCUCCAGCCUGGGAGUCUGGAUUGCAAUGCAGAGCAGCGCUCAGGUUAAGCUGUACCACGCGGGCACCUACGAAAACCUGGCAGAAGUCGACGUGGCUCCUGCAGUACACAAAAUGCUUGCAGGUUCUGAUGCCAUUAUUCGCCAGCACAAAGCUGCCUGUUUACGGAUUACUGCCCUCCUUGCCUGUAAAGACCUUCUCUGGAUCGGAACAAGUGCUGGUGUGGUGUUAACACUAACCAUUCCCCAUGUCACUGCCAACACCACUUCGCUCAGGAUACCUUUAACACCCAUGGGAUCAGCUCAUGGUCACACGGGACACGUUCGAUUCCUCACAGCCAUUGAGCUGCCAGAGAUCUUUGAUCUGACUUUCCCACCAGCCAGAGAGCCAGGUCGGCCCAACGCAGGUGGAGAAAGGCUAGUUGGUUCACAGAAGCGGGACUCGGCGAGACGCCGAUCUUCUGCCAUUAUUCCAUUGAAGACCAACAUGCUGGUGAUCAGCGGAGGAGACGGGUAUGAAGACUUCCGGCUUACCAACAGUAGUGAGACUGUCGGCCGAGACGAUAGCACCAACCAUCUGCUUCUGUGGCGCGUUUGAGAGGAGUGAAGCAAAUCGUUGGCUACAAGACUACUGUUUUUGUUUGUCUCCUAGUGUGCUUAGUCUAAUGCUUGGGCAUUUAGUCUCUGUGUGCAUUGUUUGUCUUUUACUGUACACGAGCAGGACCCUGAAUGAAUGAUCAUCAGUCUUAAGAACAUAUCUGCAAGUUUGUGAGGUGAUCCACCCCGAAUUUUAGUUGUGAUGUUAUUUUCUUUCCCACACAGUGUGCCAUUGAUGUGAAAUGGUACAUGGUUGUGAGUUGCUUUAUUAAUGAGCAGUGGAACAAGUAAGGAUAAUCCAUCUGUCACCAUCUGUGAUAAUUAUGGCUUCCCAUUAAUGAAAAGAAUGUCACUGAGUUUGGGACCAAGAAAUGACACAAUGUGUCACAAGGAGUUGAGCAAAGAAUAAGGCAGGAGAUUGUGGGAAUCACACAUUGUACAGGACAUCUUCAUUUGUGACAGGAGAUCCCUUCUUUAUCUCUAACCUCUGUUCCCAAAAGUUCAAAGUCUGGCAGUUUCUUUGUAGCAGCAAUCAUGAGGAAUCAAGCUGACGGCACCAUGAUUAUGUUUCAAGUAACCACCAAGUAAUCAUUUCCAAUGAGACCUUCGUCUGUGGGAACCUGUCUAAGACAAUCUUGGUGGUCUGCAUGGAUAUUGUGACAGUGGAAUUCUGUUUGUUGUGGUGUUUGAAAUGAACAGGCCUUUCAGAAAUCAGAAGACCUCAGUCAAAUGUGUCAUAUUGAUAUGAACCACAAAGUGGAGUGCAUCGUGGCAUAUGUGUAUGUACUUACACACCUAAGACAAACAUUUGUGGACUUCAUUCUCAGUGAAUCUGCAUGAGAGAGAAUUAUGUUUGUAGUAUUAAUUCCUUUUGGACACCACACAAAUUUCCAUGUACUUUCACUUUCAAUCAGAGGACUGAUGAAUUGCAUUGUAUGUACCUCAUUGUGUACCGACAGCUACAACGUUCCAGUAAUGUGUGUGUGUGUGUAUGUGUGUGUGUGCAUGUGUGUGCACGUGUGUAUGGGUGUGUGCGUGCACAUGCAUGCACUUGGUUGUGUUCUACUGCCAUCUUUGUAGAAUGGAGCCAGUUUAUAUAGAAACCAGAGCGUGUGUGUAAAAUGACUAUGUGCAAUAUGUGGCCAAGAUCAUGGAGGACCAUCACUUUUCAGAAGCAUUUAACCAGAGGACAUUCAAACAUUUUGCAGGAAGCACCGGUUAAGUAGUGCCACAUAAAAACCUCAAUCUGCCAAAGGCCGCAAUUAUAGUCGAAGCUACCUUUUGGACAGUUGAUCCAGAAGGUGAACUGAUAUUGGUCCUCUUGUACAGUAUUUAUGUUUAUUUUAACUUAGUUAUCUUUCACAGCACUUAAUUUAUGCAUUUACCUUUUUUUUUAAAUAUCUCUAGAAAUUUGACAAAGUUUGUUUUACAUUUUGUGGCUUAAUCUAGUUGUUCAUUCUGUGUGGUGAGAUUUUGUAAAAGGAAGGGUGACUGAACUAUGUGGAUCUCGAUCUCAGUUAACUGAUUACAAUUUUUCCCCAAUACUUUACUCCCAGUUCCUCAUGCACUUCAAUUCUACUCCCCACUUUCACUAACUCUGUAAUAAAACAACAGAUAUGUUGUGCGAUGUUUGGUCUUAAAUCAGCUCAAAUGCAGGAGACGUGUUGGAAAUUCCAGAACAAUUAAUAAUUGGGUGAACAUCCAAAACUUUACAAACUCUCUUUGCAGGUACUGACCAGAUGUGCAUUUCUCGCACUGCCAAUUUUUAUUUUAAUAAUUCAAUAGGACAUGCCACAAAGUUUGUUUCAUUUAUGUCAUUGUAAGGGGAAGACUUUGAGGGUCAGAGAUAAUGAGAUUCCAAGGUGUUGCAAGUAGACACUUUGAUUCAUUUACUGGUGUCAAUAUGACUUUGGCUUUUGCCUUGUUUCUUGGCCAUCCUUUGCUAGGGUAUCACAACCCCACAUACUCAUCUGAAAGCAAUGACAUUAAGGUAAAAGUUUUUCUUUAGUACUCCCACACACUAAAGCUUGACACCUGGGUUGUGAAGACAAUAAUUUAGCUUAAUAUCUGUUUAUUUGUAUUCGGUGAUUUGGAUCUAAAGCCUUUUAGAUGUGUGUGUGGUAUGUAAUUAAGCCUUCUGCUGUUGAGUUUUCACCCAGUAAUUAUCCCUUGAAAGAUGAAUUGCAAAAAAUUAGGGUUAAAAUUUGGAAAUAACAACUGUGUUUCUGGUGUGGUGCUCCACAUCUAUCACCCCUAUCCCUCCACCAGUAGCCCUUCCACAAUUACCCUUGCUCCACCCAGUACCGCUCCACCCAGUGCCACUCCCACCUCCCAAGCCCAUUGCGUUUUCCAUUACAAAGUGCAUGUAGCCUGUUCUAUGUUCCAAUGAACAGCACAAUUGUGGAGUAUAUCUUUGAUUGCAUGUAGCAUAAUACAGGUAUUGAUGGUCCAAUUCUAAGUACAUAAUUCCUUUUAUGUUAGACUUCAGUCACGAUGCUAUAGCUUGCUCAAUAUUCUUUACUCAAAAAUUGUUUCACUGAUUAAAUCUGAUUUUUGCUCCUUAUGAACAGUUUUAAUUUUGCAUCCCAAAAAAGUAGUAUUUCCUCCCAAAUGGUCUUACCUGAUCAAGAGAAGCCAAAGAUUAGAAGACACAUACAUAAUGAAUGUUCUUUUCUCCCAUGUUUACUUUCCGAAGUUAUAUAAGGGGUCAAGUAGCCAGACACAGGUAUUAAAUGUUUAAAAAAUGUGAGGGGAAAAUUCUGCCCUUCUCACCUUUUCCUGGUUUUCUUAUUAAUGGGAUGACAUAAAACAGUGGAAGAAUGCAUUGCAAUAAAAUUAAGUAGUGACUGUGUGAAUCAGCAGCACAGGAACAAGAUUUCUGGUAUUGAAUUAAAUAUUUUAUACCUGAAUGAGUAAAAUUAGAUUGUUGGCUCUGCGUUAUCAUUCAUUGGAACAGCCAGGUUAUAAUCAGUAUCUGAAAAGGGUGUUUUCUGUUGUUAUGUAGCACAUGCAAUGGGCCCAGUGAAGAUCUGUGGGCUUUGAUGUUUAAAAAGUUGCUUUAUCUGCAUUAAAGUUGUUUCGAGAAACUCAAUCUUCUAUUUGUGCAGAUCAAAACCUUGAAAUAUUUUGACUCAAGCUCAUGUUGCAUUUUAUUCAGUGCUUGGUUGAAGCGCAAGAGUUGCCAAAUCUAAGACUAGCGUACAGUGGCCUCUUCAGAAUUGCAUCAUAUUCCUAGCCCAUUCACAGAACAUCAUCAUAAAAAUAAUUAACCUUUACAACUGAAUCUAGAAAUAAAAUUGCCUUAUGAACAUUCUGAGCUUGAUUAAAGCCCCAUUGUUUUGUGGCAUUAUUUUUGUGAACAAUGGGAAUGAUUUGCGCUGCUAAUUAAACCAGUGGUGUUCUGAAUGAGGUGGAAUUCUGAAUUACAUUUACAAAUCUAAGUCUUAAGAUCAUAACUGGAAAAUAUCUGAGCAUGAUGCACGUUGAUCCGUAACUGUGUGGAUGUGUUUCAGGAGCAGUGGUUGUUGGUAGAAAUAAAUACAUUGUUAGACUAAUUGUACCACACAUUUUGCAUUAAUGAGAAACAGUUUCCAGAUAUGCAGACAUAAUACAACUCGAUUCUCAAACCACCAGGAUUAUCUCCAAACAAAUAGAGUGGGAUCAUCUGGUAUUUCACAUUGCUGAAAAAUGCCUAAGUGUAGCGUUAUCUACUAUAACACAAGCCUAUUGGUGUUCAUCAAUCACACGUCAUAAAGACUUUCCUAGUAAGCACAUACAUCCCAGUCAAACAACUGUACAGGAAACUGCUUGACCUUUACUUCUUUUUAAGUUUCUUCUGCCAGUGAAGCAAUGUUUGCACAAAUGUUUGCCGAUGAUGCUGAUGUUUCCUCCCAGAAUGUUUACACAUUAUGAAGAAAGCUUUAAUUGGCCUGUGAUGAUAUCGUGACUUUUAAAAUGUCUUGAGAAGGUCGGGGUGGCGUGGAGGCUGGAGAAAGUUCAAUAUAUUUAAUGCACUGAGAUCGAAGGAGACUGUGUCAGUCUAAAGUUCUGAAGUCACUGACUUAGUGGAGGCAGGGCUCAAACUGCCUAGUAUAAACAGUGAAUUAUAAAGUGCCUAGAUUAAUGUUGGAUGUGCAAUUAAAGGGAUUAACAAAUUAAUGGGAAUUAUAUCAGUUGUAAUUGUUUUAAGGGGAUCCAGUCAUUUAAGCCAGAAAAAUUAUUUCACCAUUAAGAAAUUUAUUUUUGGAUUUAAUUUCUUAAUUUUUCACAUAGUGCCAAAGGAAUUAGGGAAGGGAACUGAUGUUCAGAUAAAAGAAAAGUUUGCAAAGUCGAGGUACAAAAUGAAGGGAAAAAUUGAUUGAAUGUAAAAUCAGAGGGCCAAUAGAUGUGCCCAGUUGUUUGUGGCAUGCAUCAAAAUUAAGAAGUUUGUUGAAAUUUAUAGCAGGAAAUUGAAUCAUCAAAACUUCAAUUUCUGUGGGAUUUAUAUUCCUGUCUCCAAAACUUCUAAGUAGAUGUGUGCACCAAGGGGAGGAAGAGAGAGAUUUGUUUGAGAAGUCAAGGUGGGGGCAUGUGGAUUACCAGUUUGGAAACUUUCAGUUUUCAGCAGUGAUCACCAACCAUGUGCUGAAAAUUCACUGACUGGAUCAAGACCCAUGAAAGACUGCUCUUACAUCAAUGGCAUUUCAGUUCACUUCGUGGGUCUUGAAUCUCCAGGUUUGGGGUGGAGUGGAAGAUGUGCCAGGACCUAAAGGGGUAAAUUACAAAUUAAGUUUGGCUUUCAUUUCCUUUUAAGGAACUUGUGGGGUGAGCUGAGGUGAUUGAAAUGAUAGAACAUUUUGACAGACUAACCACUUCCACUUGUGGAGAACCUCAGAAAGUCUUAAAAUUGGAAGGAAAGUUAAGAUGCAUGUUUUCUCAUAAAGAUUACAGGAAAUCUGAAGCCCUCUCUCCCUGUAGAGGUGGGGCUAAAAGUGACAUUUUUGGGACCAAAAUAGAUGAAUGUUUUAAUUUGGCAAGGAAUAUGGACCAGAGGAGGAUGAGCCUUAAGAUUGUAGUCCACUUCUGUGGCCUUCUUUAAAUGCCCCUGCUGAGCACUUUCCCAAAAUCCUUUGGGUUAUCCACUGAACGAGAGCAGAUUGCAGUGGCCAGUGAAACAGGUUGAAAGGUUAAGAAGAAACAAUGAAUUGUUAUGGUUUAAAAGAAUCAACUGUUAUAUGUUUGCUAAGUAGGUAGACUCUAGAGUUGCAAGAGAAGAACAUGUAUGAGAUACAGAUUGGUAUGUACAGUUGCAAAGAAAACACUGCACCGGUCAAAGUAAGGAUCCACGUUCCAGAAUUAAGUCUGGACAUAGAAACCAAAUGAGUCCACCAGUUCUAACGCAGUAUGGUGCUCCCUGCUAAUGCUUGGAAGUUCAGAACUAGAAUGAGUACGUCAGUGAAGAUUGUGUUAAAUUUUAUAAUUUAGAUAUGGUAAGUGAACAUUUAGAACACUUGGAAAAAUGUAUUCCCCUAAAGGAAGGUGGCUUAGAUAGCAGGGAGUUUUGGAAAGAUAUAUUGGUCUUAGAGGCUUUUUGGCACAUAUUCAUCAGAAGUAUGCCACCACUUCAAGUUAAAUUAGAGCUGGAAGAGUCAGCCUGUUUCUAAGAAUAAGGUGGCUUGUAGGAAGUGGGCCAGUGGAAGUUAAGUGUGGAAAGUAGGUGGUGAGUCCAUGGCAUGCAGUGGUUUGGGGGAGAAGGUAGUUCAGGGAAGGCUUGUGCUCUCCUUGUGAGACCAUCUCCAUAAAGGGGAAAAAAGUACUCUCACCUUGAAGGGCUCUUCUGCCAAUCAACAAAUACAAAAGCUUCUUCACUCUUGACAAAAUAAAGACUGUAGGCAGAUCCCAAUAAACCAUUGGAUUCGUACCUGCAGAUUUAAACCAGAAGCACACUGUCUUUGAUGAGGUAUCCUUGGUUUUUAAAAACAUUGAUUGAUUUUAGGAGGUGCCCUUUAUUACCUUCUGGGCCUUGGAUUGUAUACCCAUCCUCUGUGUGUACAGUCAAAUAAUAGUUGCUUGUCUGCUGUGUCUCUCUCAGACACAAACUUUAAUCACCAUGAUUAAAAAUACUAUUAUUGCUUUCAUGCAUGCACUACGUUAAAACAUAUCUCACUAAGUGCCACAUAUCACUGCAAAAAAAAUGAAGACCCUUAAGUUAAAAAAAAAGGUGUAAAGAGAGAAAGAAGCACUUCAGAUUUUCAAAACAAAACACUUAAAUAUUUUUCUUGGUCCUACAUGUGAAGAGCUUAUUUUAAAGUAGUGUCACACUGCUUGGGAGCAGGCUAAGUUCCUGCUGUGGUCAAGAAUUGGCCACUUUGCAAGACUUGACUUGGACCCUUGGCACACUCCGGUGGACAAUCACCUGUCAGGGUAGAGGUGAUUGCCGGUUUGGUCAAAUGUUCACCUCUCAACAGGAAGGGUAGCUUUUUUGGCUUCUGAGUCAAAAGAUUUCUAUUGUUCUAGAUAUCUGGGUGCAGAAAGCACAUUACCAAGUGGCAGAGCCCCUUUAGAACCAAAAGGAUCUGUUAUGUGUAAUUCAUGAUGCAUGAGGCAUGAUAAAUAAUUACUGUUAAAGAAUGGCUCUUCUGCUCUAAACACCUCACUGUGUUUCCUUUCACAUUCUCUUCAUACAACUGCAAGUCUAUUUUAAGUGUUGAUUAAUCGAGAAGCAUUAACUCUCACAAACCAUACGAUGUUGGCCGAUUGUAAAGGAUAGCAGUAUCUUUAAUGUUGUGUCAAUUUGAUAUUAGGGUAUUGCUUUGUAAUUAUCAGCCUGCACUGAAAUUAACACUCCAUUCACUCACCCUGUACUGAGUUCAAGAACUAAUAGUAAAAUAAAACAUGAUUUAAAAUUAUAUGCAGAAAGUGAAGAAAGAUGUGUUUCUUCAGGUUGCAGAUUGCUUGGGCAAUGGGAGAAGCCACCUUUUGAGUAUUGUAAAUAAUGGUAUAUAUUUCCUCCUCUGUACAUACUGUUCUCAGUCUUUAAUUGUUGAUAUGAAUUUAAUGGCAUAUUUUUAUAUACGUUUAAGUUUCACUGGUACAAUCAUUGUUGGACCAGGGCAUUUAAAUUAUAACUACUACAGUACUUGGAAAACUUUUAUUCUGAACCAUUAAAAGUCAAGUGAGGUUGUCAUGUUUAUCACGUAUUCCUGUUAUGUUUUGUCACUGU
This is a messenger RNA of Pristis pectinata (smalltooth sawfish), 15057 nucleotides long. Its product is annotated as rho guanine nucleotide exchange factor 17-like. Gene Ontology annotation, molecular function: guanyl-nucleotide exchange factor activity; protein binding. Gene Ontology annotation, biological process: actin cytoskeleton organization. The transcript is spliced from 21 exons. Bases 1042 to 7857 code for a protein of 2271 amino acids. The record is from RefSeq and is a predicted model, not a curated record. NCBI's taxonomy places the organism in Eukaryota, Metazoa, Chordata, Chondrichthyes, Rhinopristiformes, Pristidae.